Molecule: messenger RNA, 3831 nt
Organism: Adineta steineri
Lineage: Eukaryota; Metazoa; Rotifera; Eurotatoria; Adinetida; Adinetidae
Source: the annotation of a GenBank genome assembly
AUGUUUAAGAGAAAACAAAGUGAUGCAUCAAUUCCACUUCUAAGCCAUAAUGAAAAUGAAUCGAUACAAUCGAAAAACAAAUCAACUUUAUUCGGAAAAUUCUAUGGAGAAAAGAUCGAAACAUCAACAACGAAUGAGAAGUCGUCUUCCAGAAAAACAGUCAGUUUCAUUGAAUUGUUUCAAUUUGCUGAUAAAUGGGAUAUUUUAUUACUAAUAAUUGGUUUUAGUUUAUCAUUUAUUCAAGGUUUUAUCUUUCCAUGGAUGCUUUAUUUGCUGGGUCGUCUUUGUGGAACAUUUGCACAACGUGUAUAUGAUCAAUGUCUAUUUGUCGCAUCAAGCCAAUGUCCUUUUGGAAUUGAUAUAAAUACUAUUCCUUACAAUCAAUAUUACAAAUUGUGUCAUAGUAACAAUAGUGCAAUACAAUCUCUAAUGGAAGAUUAUCCAGAUUUUCAUAAAAGAAUUUAUCAUUUGAUUGUAAAAUUAAUUGUAUUGGCAUGCAUUCAAUUUUUUGUUUCUGGUAUAAGCUAUAUGGUAUUUACUACCACAAGUAAACGUCAAACAAAUCGAAUACGUCAAUUAUUAUUUCGUACAAUUCUUAACAAAACAUUGACUUAUUUUGAUACUCAUUCAAGUACAGAAUGGUAUAUGAAAUUAUCAUCAAAUAUUGAUCAUAUUGCAUUAGGAAUUGGAGAUAAAUUAACAACGUUUAUUACAACUUCUUUAUAUUCAUUAUUUGGUAUGAUCAUUUGUUUAUUUAUCUAUUGGCCAUUAGCAGUUCUAUUAUUUAUUAUAAUAUUUUGGAAUUUUUUUCUAAUAAAUUAUCUAUCUACGGUUAUCACACGUAUAUCUGUAGAUGAAAUGCGUACGUAUGCCAAAGCGGGAGGUGUAGCUCAAGAAGGACUUAGUGCAUUACGAACUGUUCUUGUCAAUAAUGCUGUUGGAUUUAUUAUUAAACGUUAUACUAAUUAUCUCGACCUCGUUCAACAAUAUACAAAGAAGAAAAGCAUUGUGUUUGGAUUAAUACACAGUACAUUAAAAAUUGUCACAUAUUUGUUUUAUGUUAUUUGUCUCAUCACUGUUAUAUUUAUAUUUCGUCAUUUCUCUGAGAAGAAUCAACCAUCUAUUAAUGAUAUUCUAACAAUUUUAACCGUAGCUGGAAUAUGUCUUGGUUUAGUCACUCAAGCAGGAGCAUUUAGUGUGUUCGUUAGCGAAGCUAAAGGUGCUGCUGUUGAUGUUUUUGCAAUGCUUAAUGAAGAUAAAACCACUAAUGAAGAUAUCAAUGAUGAUAAACAUCUUCGUACAGAGGCAUCGUUCAAUAAUAUUCAGUUUAAUCAUGCGACAUUUACUUAUCCAUCACGACCAACGACGUACGCUCUUAAUGAUAUUAGCUUUAGUUUAGAUCGAGGUAAUACUGUAGCUUUAGUUGGUCAUAGUGGAAGUGGUAAAAGCUCAUGUAUUCAAUUAUUAACAAGAUUCUAUGAUGUUACAUCGGGAGAAAUACUUUUAGAUGGUAUUAAUUUAACUGAUUAUAAUCGUCAAUGGUUAAGACAACAUAUUGCUAUUGUCAAUCAAGAUGCAGCAAUCUUUUCUACAACUAUUUUUAAUAAUAUACAAUAUGGAAAUGCGAAAGCAACAAGAAAAGAUGUUAUUGAAGCAGCUAAACAAGCAAAUGCUCAUACUUUUAUUAUGGCAUUACCAAAUGAAUAUGACACAAUGAUUGGUAGUCGAGGAUUUAAUCUAUCAGGUGGUGAACGACAACGUAUUGUUCUAGCAAGAGCACUUAUUCAACAAGCACCCAUCUUAUUAUUAGAUGAACCAACGAGUGCUUUAGAUAGUCAUAGCGAAGUACUCUUCCAACAAGCACUUUAUCGAUCAUGUCAAGAUCGAAUUGUAUUAAUAGUUGCUCAUCGAUUAUCAACUAUUCGUAAAUGUUCACAUAUAUAUCUUUUGGAUCAUGGUCAGAUUGUCGAAUCAGGCAAUCACGAGUCUUUAAUGACUCUUCAAGGACUAUAUUUCAAACUAGUACAAGCACAACAACAAUACAAUGCUACUGAAAUCGUCACAGAUAUGUUGUCUGAUGAUAAUGAUAAUGAAAUGAGAUACCGUCAUGUAUCAUCAGGUGAUAAAAAUGUAUCACUAUUGAAUACUAAUGAUACGACAUCGACGAAAACAAAAUAUCCAUUCUUUACCUUACUUAAAUUAGCACGUCCUGAGUAUAAUUAUAUCAUUAUAGGUUCAAUUAUUUGUCUUAUUUACAGUGGAUUCGAUGUAUUAUAUUCUAUAUUGCUUGGAUAUUCAGUUAAACAUGCAAAUUUUGCUGUUGCAGCUACAGCUUUUAUCAAAAGACUUCGUAUAAAAGCAUUGACAGCAUUUUUUCGACAAGAAGUCGGCUGGCAUGAUCGACAAGAGAAUAAUAGUACAGCACUUUGUGUUCGUCUAAGUACCGAUGCUGAUGAUGUUAAACGAUUAUUGAAUAUUCGAAUUAUAUUUGUAAUACAAGCAAUAGGAACACUUUUCAUCGGUACAAUUAUUGGUUUAAUUAUUAAUUGGAGAUUAAUGCUUAUUGUAAAUAUUCAAUUAAUAAUCUAUGCAUUAGUCGUUGCUGGAAUAAUCUACAUCAAUGAACGAAAUACGAUUGUACAUAAUAAAAUUGUUCAAGAAGCAACUACAUUGACUGUUGAAUGUAUAUCAAAUAUUCGUACAGUUCGCCAACUGGGAAAAGAUAAAGAUUUCUCCAAUCAAUACAAUGCAUUGAUCGAUCAAACUGAACUACCAACACAAACAAUAGUCGUUCUUGGGUUCUUAUCAGGAAUACGACAUUCUAUUGGACGAUUUGCUGUAGGUAUAUUGUAUGCUGUUGGAUUAAAAUUUGUUGAUGAUAAACUACUAAGCUUGGAUGAAAUGACGAUAGUAUUUGUUUAUGCUAUUUUUAUUAGUGUCGGUACAAUGAUUACUGAAAUGGCAGCUGCAGAAAUUGGUCGAACAGGAACAGCAUCUCGUAAUUUUGUCAAUCUAUUCGAACGUCAAUCAUUGAUUGAUAUUGAAGCAUCUAAUAAACACAAACCUAAUUCAUUUAAUAGUGAUAUCAAUUUUGAUCAAGUGACUUUUUCUUAUCCAACAAGACCACAUAUAAAAAUACUUGAUCAUUUAUCAAUGCAAAUUCAUCGAGGUCAAACAAUAGCAUUAGUUGGUCCAAGUGGAUGUGGAAAAUCAAGUAUUAUUCAAUUACUCACUCGUUUCUAUGAUGUUGAUGACGGUCAUUUGUUUAUUGAUAAUAAUGAUAUUCGAUCAUUAGAUGUUGAUUGGUGGCGUUCUCAAAUUGGUUUAGUCAAUCAAGAACCAAUUCUAUUUGAUACAACUAUAAAAGAAAAUAUUUUAUUUGGUUGUCAAUAUCGCUCAGAAUCAUUACCAACCGAUGAGCAAAUCAUUCAAGUAGCAAAAUUAGCCAAAAUUCAUGAUUUCAUUUGUUCAUUACCACAGGCUUAUGAAACAAAUGUAGGAGUUGAAGGUACUCAAAUGUCUACUGGACAAAAACAACGUAUUGUUAUUGCUCGUUGUCUACUUCGACAAACCAAAUUAUUACUUUUUGAUGAAGCUACAUCAGCUUUGGAUACUGUUAACGAACAGCUUAUUCAACAAGCAUUAGAAGAAGCUCAUCUCAAUGAAAAUAGUACGACUAUUAUUGUUGCCCACCGUUUGUCUACAAUUCAACGAUGUAAUAUGAUUUAUGUCUUUAAUAAUCAAGGUGACAUCAUCGAAUCAGGAACACAUGAAACACUUCUUGCACUCAAAGGAAUUUAUUAUCGGAUGAUCACUGCUUUUACUCACUAA